AUGGAACUCCUUCCAAUCAUCAUUAUUGUCUCGCUCCUCGGAUUCUUCAUCAUUCUCACCGCCGGGCUUUUUACCUGGCAAUAUCUGAAAGCUAGAGAACAACAUAAAAGACGGCUAGACAGUGAAACUCAAGAAAGACCCACCCGUCAUCUUACGGUGCGAAGUGGCCAGGUCAUACCCAAAUCGGAAGCGGCAGAAACUGCGAGCACCCGAGACCCUGCAUCGUUCGACCUUAUUCGCCCAAAAGCAACAUACACUGUCAAGUGUGAAGCCGAGAGACGGAAGACCUCAGACACAUGGCCCCCGAAGGUCUCAACUCACCGUCAGGACAAUCCUUCGAAGGCCACAGACAUUGAGGCGCAGAGCAAGGACGCUGGGAGGUCCAAAGUUGCGGCAUACACUUGGCCACCAAAGCCUGCAGCUCGUAGCCAGAAACACCCGUUUGGUAGUAUAGAUCUGGAGGGUCAGACUCAAGAUUCGGGAAGGUCCAAAAUUGCUGAAAGCGAGUGUUUCCGUCGCAAGGAGGAAAUGGCGAAGGUUCACGCAAAGCUCUCCCGACCAGUUCCAAUGACACAACGAUCGGGCUCACUGACAUUACCUCGACCGGCUUUGGUGACCAUCGAAUCUCGCAGACCUUCAGCUGCAAAAUCAAAUGAUUCUCAGUCUCGCCAGACAUCCAAGUCAAAGUCCAGUCCUCAAUCCCGCCAUCCUUCUUCGUCUCAAAAUCGAGAAAUUGCCGAGUCCCUCCAGAGGGCUUACACAGGUCAAUCAAUAUUUGGGGGAGAAGCUCGCCAGCUACCUGUUAGUCCUAUCUUAUGGAAUUCGUCGCUUCAUACGGCAGAAAGUAGAAGGGCGAGUGGACGCCGAUCUUCAGGUCGAUCUGCGGACGGCUCAAUAGUAAGCUCACGAGUCAUAUCUGAUUCCGUUCAAAGGCCUCCGCCACUUUUCUCUACCGUCGACUACAGUCCGCAUGUCACCUUUGCGCCUGUCCAAAAUAUCUCUCAUGGUGACGAUGAUGUCAAUCGUGUCUCCUUCCUGUCAAUGACAGACUCGGCAAGCUCAUCAUAUACAACUGAACAGGUAUCACCUGUGCUGCGCGCUCCACCGCCGUCGAUAAACGAGCUCAUCCAGUACGAGACAUCUCCGCCAGUGUCCAGCGGCUUAGUAUCGUACAUGCCAGACACCCCAGGCUUCGUCAGGGACACGCCGCCGCAGCUUGACACUCCCGACUUCGGCAACAUGUCUUUCUUUGACUCGACAAGAUCAUCUGACGAAUCCAGCCAACUUGAGAGUCCCAAAAAAUUGCAACGAGGUGUCUCCGUGAUGUCCAAUCGGUCCAUUCUUACGAUCGCUUCAUCGGAGAUUUCGUCCAACUGGACGAUUGGGAACGCACAAGUAGUGAACAUAUAUCCCAGUGUGGCUCAAGAGAAAGACAGGGCAACGCCGCCAUAUGCGCGGAGGCUGCGAUCCAAAUACGGGCGUUUUCCGAGAGGGAGGGGUGAUAAGGCGCUGCCGGGAAUCCCGAAGUCGCCAUUGUGGCAGAACGACUUUGGAGAUGUGCAUGAGUGA
This is a messenger RNA of Letharia columbiana, 1569 nucleotides long. RefSeq lists its product as uncharacterized. The transcript has a single exon. The record is from RefSeq and is a predicted model, not a curated record. Lineage: Eukaryota; Fungi; Ascomycota; Lecanoromycetes; Lecanorales; Parmeliaceae. The coding region runs from base 1 to 1569 and encodes 522 amino acids.